AUGUUAUUGUCCUUAUGCAAAAUAAUCUCUCUUCUUUUUUUCUCAACCUUUUCCCAAGCUUCGAAUCCUGAAAUCUUACUGGCCAGACUCACACACCAUCAGUCCACAAACUCCCCACUUUAUGAUCCCAAUCUAAGUCUGGAAGAACUUGCGGAGAUAUCCUUAAAGAGCUCAAUAUCCCGCGGACUCUAUCUGACUACCAACAGUACCCGUUGGUUUCAAUUGGAUGACAUCGAGGCCGAUCUUACUCCGGCCUCCGUAUGGGAUGGCUUUCUUCUCCCAAAACAGUACAAUGCCAGCAGGUUCUCUUAUUGUUUUGGGAAGAUAAGCAACAGGUCUUAUCCCCAUAGCACAUUAGUCAUAGGGAGCAACAACAUUGUACAUGGGAGUGUUUUUACAACACCGUUGGUCAUUGAAGACGACAGAUACUAUGUAAACAUGGAAAUACUUAUGGUUGGCGAGAGGUUGUUUGAGCUCGACCCGCUGAUUUUCACGAGAAACACCUCCGAGGACAGUGAUGGUGGGGUUAUUUUGGACACGGGUUUGAGUCUCAGCUUUAUGCCAUUCGAUGUUGUGAUUGACAUCGAGACCGUAUAUACCCGCCUAAUUGAAAGCCUCGGUCUAACCCCAAAUACUUCCAUCACGUACCGAAAUAAGGUGACGAGGUUUUGCUACAACGGGGUCGUCACCAGAGAUCUAACAAACGGGUUCCCGACCAUGAAACUUGUGUUCCGGGGUGGGGCGGUCAUGGAGAUGGAGGCCGAUAGUGUGUUUCAGCAGACGCAUAAUGGAACAUUUUGUCUGGCCAUCUUGCCUUCCGAGCAUGUCCUUGGGGUUACGACCACCAUUCUUGGGACAUUGAUGCAACAGAAUUUUAACGUGGUGUAUGAUAUUGAAUGGAACAACGUUUCGUUCACCAAGGGGGAUUGUCAGACAGUAGAGGAUUAUUAUGACGUGAAUGAUGAGCUCUAG
Messenger RNA from Striga asiatica, 972 nucleotides. The record is from the annotation of a GenBank genome assembly. Lineage: Eukaryota; Viridiplantae; Streptophyta; Magnoliopsida; Lamiales; Orobanchaceae.